Dreissena polymorpha is the source of this 3375-nucleotide messenger RNA. Its product is annotated as guanylate cyclase 32E-like. The transcript has 20 exons. Gene Ontology annotation, biological process: cGMP biosynthetic process; protein phosphorylation; receptor guanylyl cyclase signaling pathway. The record is from RefSeq and is a predicted model, not a curated record. Lineage: Eukaryota; Metazoa; Mollusca; Bivalvia; Myida; Dreissenidae. Gene Ontology annotation, molecular function: protein kinase activity; guanylate cyclase activity; peptide receptor activity. The coding region runs from base 12 to 3359 and encodes 1115 amino acids.
GUGAGGAAGACAUGCAGACACGGCGGACAUUCGCUACAACCCAGCCUUCCACGGCCAAGGUGUCAAAGUCUAUACUUGCCAUUCUGCAGUAUUACCAAUGGAAAAGGGUGACCUUGGUGGUGGGUGCAAGCUCAAUAUGGAACGAGACAGCCGAUAGCCUGAAGACGCUCAUGAAGGACCACAACAUCCGGUUGCAUGACGCCAUAUAUUUCCCGGAACCUUACGCAUCCGGCGAGGAAAUGUAUCAAAUUGUUGAAAAGUCAUACCAAGUGACGCGCAUCUACGUGUUUCUGGGUGACCACCACGGCCUGAUUGACUUCAGUCGUCUGCUGAAGGCGCACGUGGAGGACCGGAUAUCCGAGUACGUCGUCAUCGCCGUGGACGAACGCCUGUACACAGAGGACCCGCACACAUACCUCCUCAAAACACCAUUCGAAUCCAAAGACGAUUUAAACACUUAUCAAGUACAGUCGUUCGAGACGGUCCUACUGCUGGUCCCUCGUCCGCCCCUUAAUGACGACUGGGACCACUUCCUGGAUGACGUCAGACGCCGGAACACAAUGCCUCCAAUCAACGGGUUCGCACAGGUCUACAAAGGAUCCGCGAUAAAGGUUCCAAUCUUCGCCGCCUUCCUGUACGACGCCGUGCACACGUACGCUCUAGCCCUGCACGCGACGCUUACAUCCGGGGACGACAUGCGCAACGGCACGGCGCUUAUAGCUCACAUCCGCAAUACUACAUAUACAAGUAUCCUAGGUUACGACGUCUACAUCGACCGCCAGGGGGACGCGGAGGGCAACUACACGCUCCUCACUUUCGACGUCCACCAACCUGACUCCAAGGUAGAGCUACUUCCGGUUGGCAACUUCCGGAUGACCCAAGGUGGCGUCGGCAUACCAGAGUUGAACCUGUUCCGGGAUAUCAAGUGGAGGAACGGCGGCCCGCCUCGAGACGAGCCAAAAUGCGGCUUCCACGGAGAGAAGUGCGAGCACAAGUCACCACUUUGGACGAUUCUGUCCGUUGUCAUAGCAAUUGCGGUCAUUGUCGGGAUAGCAGCCGGCUUUGGUGUGAGACACUACAUGUACGAGCAGAAGCUGGCCCGUCUGUUGUGGAAGGUUGAUUUCAAGGACAUCGCCCCGCUCGUGCAGUCCGUGGAUGAGAACCUCUUACCACCUAACAUGAAGAAGAAGAAAAGGUCCAAGAGCCAUCCGUUCAAGUUCAUAUUUUCCUACGAUAACGAGUCGGAGCGAACCACGCUGCUUGGUGAGGAAGUCAAGCGUGACAGCUCGUUCAGCAGCGCCAGGGCCCAGCGCUGCCUCAUCGGCUGCUACAAAGGCACUGUGGUGUCCAUAAAGCACAUCUCGAGGCGCCACGUUGAGAUCGACCGAGAUCUCAAGAAGCAGUUGCAGCUUCGCAAGGAGCUCAACCAUGACAACGUGGCUCGCUUCAUCGGCGCAUGCGUGGAGUCCCCUCACGUGUACAUCCUGACACAGUUCUGUCAGAGGGGCAGCUUACAAGACAUUCUGAAUAAUGAAGAUUUCAGUCUGGAUGAUAUGUUCAUAUCCUCUCUGGUGUCCGACCUUAUCAAAGGUAUGACAUUUAUCCACGACAGCGAGAUCCAUUACCAUGGCAACCUGAAGACCAGCAACUGUCUGGUGGACGCACGUUGGGUUCUCAUGGUUACGGACUUUGGACUGCACAGGCUAGAAAACGGGCGCGCUAGCAGCUUCCCGGACCAACAAAACUAUUACGAAAGUGUGUCGCCCUCCCCACAGAACUACUAUGAAACCUUAGUGUGGCGCGCACCGGAAGUACUCAGAAGCACGAGCCGAGAGGCUGUGGGCACGCAAAAGGCGGAUGUGUACGCGUUCUCGCUUAUCAUGCACGAGCUGAUAGGCCGGAAGGGUCCGUGGGGAGACACCGAGUAUUCCAGCAAAGAAAUCAUUGAGCUACUACGGAGCGAGAGUCCCUCGAUCAGACCGGAGAUGGCAAACCUGGCGUGCGAGCCAUACAUAAGCGACUGCAUCCGGGACUGCUGGGCGGAAGAUCCGGAUAUGAGACCAACAUUCAAGGACAUCCGUGUGAAGCUGAAGCCGAUGUUGCAGGGAAUUAAGUCAAACAUAUUGGACAACAUGCUGUACAUGAUGGAGCGAUACUCCAAUAAUCUGGAGAGUCUGGUCGCUGACCGCACAGAGUUGCUGUUCGAGGAGAAAAAGAUGACGGAGAACCUACUGCUUAGGAUGUUGCCAAGGUUCGUUGCUGAGCGGCUGAAGAAAGGUGAGCCGGUAGUACCGGAAGUUUACGAGUGCGUCUCAAUCUACUUCUCGGACAUCGUGGGCUUUACCGCCCUGUCAGCGGAGAGCACGCCUAUGGAGGUCGUCUGCAUGCUUAACGACCUCUACACGUGCUUCGACGCCAUCGUGGAGAACUUUGACGUCUACAAGAUUGAGACAAUUGGCGACGCGUAUUUUGUUGUGAGUGGUCUGCCCUUGCGAAACGACGACCUGCAUGCGGGCGAGAUAGCGUCUAUGUCCCUGCGCAUGCUUCAAGAAAUAAAACGCUUCAAGAUACGUCACAGACCUAACGACACACUCAAGUUGCGGAUCGGUCUGCAUUCCGGGCCUUGCGUGGCCGGAGUGGUGGGUUUGAAGAUGCCGCGCUACACGCUGUUCGGUGACACGGUGAAUACAGCGUCCCGCAUGGAGUCCACGGGAGUCCCCCUGAAGAUCCACUGUAGUGAGACUAUCACGUGUCUGCUAAGGAAGCUGGGAGGCUACCAACUUACUGAGAGAGGCAUCGUCAACGCCAAGGGUAAAGGCAAAAUGCUGACCUAUUUCCUCGAGGGUGAGGAUGAAUCUCACCGGCAGAGCCGCAUCUCUCACGCCCGCCUUUCCGGUAAAAACACGCCAAAUGGUGACCUCAAUUCAGCGGGCGAGAUCUUUGGUGCGCCUAUAAUCCAUCCACGAUAUUGGACCAAUGGAUUCAAUAACAGCUCAUGUGACCUCUCCCCGGUGUUCCCGAACUACAAUCCCAACAUUCCACUAAUAGAUGACUGUGAUUGCCCCGAGGAAAAUGUGUUUGACAAAGCUUUCAAUGCGCAUGACGCUCCCUCUCAGAAAGGUAUGCAGAGGAGCGGUUCCUCGCAGCAUCCUCAUGCUCUCAACUCAACAUGCAACUCAAAACUUCAAGAUCUGACGACCGGUACCCAGCCGGCUAAACGCCCGAUGAGACUUGGUAGACAGAUAUCGGAUUCGAUCGACGGUGGACAAACUUCAGAAACAUUGAAUAAAAUAACGCUGGGACUGCUGCAUAGAAAUUUAUCUUUCCCGUCGUACAUGAUUGCAGAGGACAGCGUCUGACAGGGAGGCGACCAUC